Ectocarpus sp. CCAP 1310/34 is the source of this 1070-nucleotide messenger RNA. The record is from the annotation of a GenBank genome assembly. Lineage: Eukaryota; Phaeophyceae; Ectocarpales; Ectocarpaceae.
UCUCACCCGUUGUCGCAGCUCCUGCUGCACCGGUGCUGCUGUACAACCAGCUGAGUACCUCUGCACACGCGUCUCGUACGCAAGGAGACCCUCCACAAUGGAGCCACUACAAAGUGUGGAUCCCAACGUUGACACCCACAAACGCAAAGUAUCGCAAGUUUGCGCAAUGCAGUGCAGCAACACGAAGCGUUGGAGGCUCAGAUGCAUGUAUCACCCACAGCCACAUGCCACGGGCAUUCGCAAGAACACCGCCUUCAAGUAUGAGACGAAGGCGGAAGCGCUCGGAGACGCGGACAACUGGACAAGUGAGCUGGAGAAGCCCAUGCGAAGGCGGAGCUUGUCGCCCAAGCACGGCACGAUGCCGAACUGGGAAGUCGCCAAGAAGAGUGCCAUCCAAAAACAAGCGGAACGCGCCAGAACUUUGAGGGGGUUGCAGCAGGAGGCCAGAAUCCUGAUGCGCCUACGCUGCAGAAGGUUGCGUAACGCCGGACUCGGGCGCCGGACGUUUGCGUACGUCAGGCGCGAUCGCAAAUCAGAGCAGCGGAGGAGACACAUGGAGCGGCGGGUUGCAGAGUGCGACCAGGAGGAUGCUGCAAUGGACGCACAGGCCGUGGCUAUGUUCUCCACGCUAACGAAGGGGCAACACGUCACGCUGCUGGAGCCUCACGAGCAGCCACCCCCGGUGACUGAUGCACCCACGAGCGACAUCAGCGUGGCCGACCCUCCGGAGGUUCUCGCCGCACACGCAGCGGCCGCGGUGUGACCCUCAGCAAACCGGUCCAUGCAUGUUGGCAUGUUCGCGUUCUCGGUGCAUGAAUCAACAGUGUUUUAUCACCCAGUUCAGCUGGCACAAGGCCGCGCUGCGAUGAUAAAAAAUCUCUCUUCGGGGCAGCACGGUCGGUGUUUCCGGCUAAUAAGUAGGUAGAUUCUCUCCAGACCCCAACAUGCCGGUAACAUGGCUGUUUGUGAUUCUUUCAUGAACCAACGACACCGUUGUAGUGCAAUGAAGCUUCGCAUGGAGUUUAGUCGACAUCGCCCAUAAACUUGCCUAAUACGGUUGAAAAAUGGUC